Sclerotinia trifoliorum is the source of this 1776-nucleotide messenger RNA. The record is from the annotation of a GenBank genome assembly. NCBI's taxonomy places the organism in Eukaryota, Fungi, Ascomycota, Leotiomycetes, Helotiales, Sclerotiniaceae.
GGAGCAUUCACUAAUGGAACAGUUUGUAGCAAGGGAAAGGUUAAUUAUUCACAAUUUUGAAGAUAGAAUAUUGCCAUGAUUAUAAUAUUUUGGUCGAGCAAUCACAGUUGUGUCUGCGGAGAUUUGUGUAUGGUAUUUAUCAUAGUACUUAAUUGCACUUCUCUUUUUUCCACACCACUUAUGUCCUAAACAAAUACCCACAAAACCUCACUCUGUAAAAUAUAUCUCAAAACACAUCCAAAGACUACAGCUUGUAUAUACGAUACUAUCAUUACUUUCCACCCAGGCAACUUUAUAAAUAUGGAUGGAAACAAUUCUAACAUUGGCGAUAACUCCUUUUUGGUUCUCGUUAAGCACAUACGUCCAAAGUCGGAGAGAUUCAUUACCACGGCAACAGCACCACUCAUGGCGCCACUUCCUUCUCUUGCACCAGCCAGAGAUGAAAACAAGUGGACUACUAGAACUAAAGGGCUCAGCCCUAAAGAACGAUCCAAUUUAAUCAUCGAUUACUAUGCAGAAGCGGUGUUAUCCAAGCACAAAAAUCAAGAAAGAGAUGCUUAUCCUGUAAAAGACAGUAAAUCUGAUUUGGAAGGGGAAAGACCACUGUGUGAAUGCGAAAUGGAAGCAUUGUCCAACGAAGUGCUUCAGAGGCAGGAAACAGAAGGCCAAGCUAUUGACCGCGAUACCAGCAUGUUUCCGAGCAAACAGGGUGAUCUUAUCAAAGACGGAGAUGUCGCUGAAGACACCAAUUCUACUCAGAACACGAACGAUAAUCGACCCUGUAUUCAUAUUGACAUGGCUGACGUGGAAGAGAAGGUGGCAGUCUUAGACACUGCAGAAUUAGGGGCAAUGGAAGAGAGAAAGCAACAGGAGAGUCGAAGUCUAGCCGAGCAGACUCUAUUGCAUCUCCCAGAGAGGGAAAGGCAACUGGAAGAAGAACUGAAGCAUUCUGCGGGUAUGAAGGAGAGUCUCUUGGAGAAGCUAGAAAGUGAUACACCAUUAACUUCAAAGUUUGAGGCGCUGGAAAUAUUCUUCGAUGCGGUGGGAGAGGAGACUGAGAAGGUAAAAGGUUGGACAAAAGAACUUCGGGAAGCGGAGGCGGAUCUUGAUCGUGGUUAUAUUGGAGACGGUGAGGAGGAAACACCAAGCGAAGAGGCGCAUGCCCAUGAACAGGACAUAUUAGAGACAAGUACAAAAAUGACAUUAUCGCAAGCAGAAGAUAAUGAACAGAUCAUCAGCAAAGCCUUAACUAAAUUGCACGUAAAGGAAGGGAGCGUCGAGGACGAAGCGCAGGGAGCCCAGGCAAGUUUACACGCGAAGACAGAGGAGACAGAUACAGGCGUCAUGAUAUACCUCACAGCAGCUCGAGCAGUCCAAAAACUACGAUUAGAAAAUUGCAGUAGCUGUAGUGUAACUGGCUCGGACACUAGUGACUAUACCGGUGUUGGGCCAUAUUCACCAACCAAAGACAAAAAUGCCACAGAAGCCUGUACAGCAGAAGAAUUUGAGAUUUUCUCGCCACCUACGUGCAAUUAAUCUAUAGCGAAGACGGGGGUGGAGCGUGAAUAUGAGAAUUUGAAAGUUUUGAGCACGCAAACGUUGUACAUUAGCGCUGCAGAAAUAGAAUGCCUGCGGGACUUUAGCCAAUAGAAGAAGGACAAAACCUGAAGGAACACCAUGCAUUUGUUCUGCACAAAGGUUGAAUUAAAAUCGAAUGUUUUCUUUAUUCCUAGCCCUACCCUUACUCACCAACGCCAUUGUAAUGUCCAAGCACGG